AUGGAACACUACAAUACUCUUGGUGAAAAUGUCUAUAACGAGAAGGUCAAGCAUUGGCGUUUCAGAGUGAAAAUCAUAGGGAUUUAUCCUUAUUCCUAUGUUACCUGCAAAGGACCACACCAUGUUUAUGUCCUAGCAGAUGAACAUGGAACCAAGAUGGAGAUGACCAUCUAUGAUAUAUAUGGAGAUAGGUUUAGAGGCCUAGAGAAUGAAAGUCAGAUAAAAUGUGUAGCAACUGGGAAACAUGCUUAUGCCUUCCGGGAAGGGUUUGAAAACAGGGGAGGUCGUCGACAGACCGAGGGGAACUUAUCUGACUUCAGGUACAAUCCGCGCUUGCCGGAGGUAGAUGAUUUCAGAAAAUCGGUCAAUAACCGUGACCCUUAUGUUCGGAAGUACGAAGCUAUAGGGCCUUUGUAA
Messenger RNA from Eruca vesicaria subsp. sativa (arugula), 417 nucleotides. Lineage: Eukaryota; Viridiplantae; Streptophyta; Magnoliopsida; Brassicales; Brassicaceae. The record is from the annotation of a GenBank genome assembly.